Cladophialophora yegresii CBS 114405 is the source of this 807-nucleotide messenger RNA. RefSeq lists its product as uncharacterized. The transcript has a single exon. Lineage: Eukaryota; Fungi; Ascomycota; Eurotiomycetes; Chaetothyriales; Herpotrichiellaceae. The coding region runs from base 1 to 807 and encodes 268 amino acids. The record is from RefSeq and is a predicted model, not a curated record.
AUGGCGCCAAAAGCCCCUAUCUCGUACUCUGACUCGUUUACCCACGACGUCCCAUAUCGCACCACGGAGAAAGCUCACAAUAACGGAACCCUGACACACCACGUCACCGACCCUCAGGACGAGCUCAAAGACUGGGACGCCGCUGUCCCUAUCCCUCGAGUCCGGACGGGUGCCACCCUCCUGAACCAACCAGUUGUCAAAACACUAGUCUUCCGAAAGAAAGUGUUCAACUCAGACAUUUCCAUCUGGCACUGCACUGAAAGUUCAGAAACGCUAGUCUACUUCGCCGCUUGUUCGGAGUGGAAAAGAAAUGUCCCAGAUAUCACCCUCCAUUCUGCCAUUGCUGGGCAGGAUAGUCCCGGACCCAUCCUUGGUGUCGCCCAUUUUCGGUACGCUCGAAACGUCAAAUUUGGCAUUGGUGAUGCACAGAAGGAUCCUAAUAGCGUCCAAUGGGAAGAGAUGCGCAAUGUCUCGAAGAUGCUCACAAAAAGCAAAUAUGAGUGGGAUUUCACCGAGUACCCCGAAUGGAGCGACAUUGACGCCGGCACGCAUCCGCCGGGCACUAGACGCUUCAGGUGGCAGCGAACCAUCAGCAACGAAGAUGGUGUCGAGAACAAACUGUCCCUCAGGAACUACCGGCUGACAGAUGAGGAAAGUGGAAGCGUUGUCGCUGUCUUCGUGGCCAGCACCUUUCGCAAUCUGAGAAAGAGAGGAGAACUGCGGCUGUUCGAAAAGCUGAGGCCCAAGGUCGAGGUGGCGGUGGUCCUGACGUGUACCAGCAUAGCAGAGAAAUUGAACAGGGAUUAG